GCAAUGAGAAUUCGGGAAGCCUCAGGGAAAAAAUGGCUGAAGCACUUUCACCAAUAACUCGACAAGUAACUAAAGAAUAUCAGGAAAACUGGACCGCCUCUGUGGAUUUUCGCCUUGAAGACGUCGAAGAUUGUUUAAUUUACGACCGGCAUGGAGUGUCUGCUCCGUUCAAGAAAUUAUAUCAAGACAGCAAAUCGGUCAUAAUUUUCGUGCGGAAUUUCUUGUGCUACAGCUGUAAAGAAUAUGUGGAGGAUUUGAGCAAAAUACCUAAAGAAGCACUGGAGGAUGCUGACAUUAGACUGGUUGUGAUUGGUCAGUCUGCUCAUCAACAUAUAGAGCCAUUCUGCUCAUUGACUGGGUAUCAUCAUGAAAUAUAUGUGGACCCGGAGAGGUGCAUUUAUCAAAAGCUUGGGAUGAAGAGAGAGGAGAGAUUUACAGACUCAGCCCACCCAAGUCCCCAUGUGAAGUCUGGCCUCUUCAUGGGACAAAUGAAGAGUAUAUGGAGGGCCAUGACUAGCCCUGUAUUUGACUUCCAGGGUGACCUACAUCAACAAGGUGGAGCCAUUAUUGCAGGACCAGGCUCUCAAGUUCAUUUUUCCCAUUUUGACAUGAACCGCCUGGACCACAUGCCCAUUAACUGGCUCCUGCAGCACGCCGGAGUUCAACAGACUCUGGACUUCAGCGAUAAGCCGAAGAUCAUUCAUGUGUAGCCAGUUGAAGUCAUACUUCUCCCCACAUCACUGUUUGGGCACCAUCAUUCUCUGUAACAAAUAUUUGUGUCCCAG
Molecule: messenger RNA, 785 nt
Organism: Centropristis striata (black sea bass)
Lineage: Eukaryota; Metazoa; Chordata; Actinopteri; Perciformes; Serranidae
Gene: prxl2c
Product: peroxiredoxin like 2C
Exons: 6
Coding region: 33-710 (225 amino acids)
Source: RefSeq, a predicted model, not a curated record